AUGGUGACUUAUGAAACUAAGCCAGUUAUGGAAUGUAAUGAGAAGCUAUUGAACGUCAGCAAUAGUAAAACUAAUACUGACGUAGUGACUGAUAUCCAAGGACUAGAUGGAUCAGAUGCUAGGUAUACAGACACUAGUUCACUAGAUCAGUCCCAAGCCAAUAUAUUCAAUAUUUCAAGUAACAAGACUAAUCAAAAAUCAAAUACAAACUUCUGUGUAGGAAAGAAGACUAAAAUUGGUGGUGCUGGUAACCAAACUAAUUGCAUGAGAGGAAAGAACACUGAUCUAAGUCUUAGAAAGAAAUUUGCGUCUCCUACUGACCAUUUACUGUCACCAUGUUCUAAGAAAUUGAGAGAUCAUAAGAAUAGUUUAUUUGGAACAAAGGGUAAACCGUUAAAGCUCAAAUUUACCGACUUACAGUCAGAACAGUAA
Messenger RNA from Nakaseomyces glabratus, 432 nucleotides. It is a transcript of the gene SPO12, whose product is annotated as Spo12p. Lineage: Eukaryota; Fungi; Ascomycota; Saccharomycetes; Saccharomycetales; Saccharomycetaceae. The record is from RefSeq and is a predicted model, not a curated record.